Molecule: messenger RNA, 1296 nt
Organism: Capsella rubella
Lineage: Eukaryota; Viridiplantae; Streptophyta; Magnoliopsida; Brassicales; Brassicaceae
Product: zinc-finger homeodomain protein 9
Exons: 1
Coding region: 72-1043 (323 amino acids)
Biological process (GO): regulation of DNA-templated transcription; regulation of developmental process
Cellular component (GO): nucleus
Molecular function (GO): transcription cis-regulatory region binding; DNA-binding transcription factor activity
Source: RefSeq, a predicted model, not a curated record
ACCCUAAAAUUUUCUUGAUUUUCUUGAAUUUUUUUUUUUCCGUUUUCAAGAAAUUCAAGAAAAAGAGAGAGAUGCUUGAAGUUAGAGCAAUGGAUCAUAUGACUCCUAAAUCACCAGAACCCGAAUCCGAAACCCCGAUCCGGAUCCAACCCGCUAAACCAAUCUCUUUUAGUAACGGUUUCAUCAAACGCCACCACCACCACAACGUAACCGUUACUUACAAAGAAUGUCUCAAGAACCACGCGGCGGCGAUUGGUGGUCACGCGCUUGACGGUUGCGGCGAGUUCAUGCCAUCACCUUCUUCAACACCUUCCGAUCCAACUUCUCUCAAGUGUGCAGCUUGUGGUUGUCACCGUAACUUCCACCGCCGUGAUCCUGACGAUUCCUCCGCCGCUUUACCACCGUCGUCUCUUCCUUUAUCUUCCACCACUACCGCCGCUAUUGAGUAUCAGCCUCAUCACCGUCACCAUCCUCUUCCUCCUCCGUUACCUCGUAGUCCUAACUCAUCUUCUCCGCCGCCUAUCUCUUCUUCUUACAUGCUUUUAGCUCUGUCCGGUAAUAAUAAUAACAAAACCGUACCGUUCUCAGAUCUGAACUUCUCCGCCGCCGCCGCCGCGGCUGGUCGUCAUAAUAAUAACAUCUCCACCACGCCUGGCUCGAGGAAACGUUUCAGGACUAAGUUUAGUUCUAGUCAGAAAGAGAAGAUGCAUGAGUUCGCCGAUAAAAUCGGCUGGAAGAUUCAGAAACGCGACGAAGACAACGUCCGUGAGUUUUGUCGGGAGAUCGGAGUUGAUAAAGGUGUUCUCAAAGUUUGGAUGCAUAAUAACAAAAACACCUUCAAAUUCCCCGGCGGAGGCGGCGGCGCCGCCACAACUGGUAUCAACGGCGGUGAGGAUGAUGGAGUUCGCGGUGGAAGUGGUUUAGCUAACGAUGAAGACGACGGUGGAGGUGACGGUGGUGAUGGUGGAGGUGGGAGAUUUGAGAGUGAUAGUGGUGGAGCUGACGGCCGAGGAAAUGUAAACGCCUCGUCGUCUUCGUCGUGAAGAAGGAAACAUCUUGUCGUUUUUUUUGCAGAUUAAAUAAGGGAAGAAGCUUAAGCUUUGUUAUUAGCUUUUUUUUAGAUUAUAGAGAGAGUAAGCAAGAACUAAGCACUUCUAUUAUUAUUAUCGUUAAAUACGUUUUAUUAAUAUUAAUUAAAACUCUUUUUAGCUCUUAUAAUUUCAUUAUUACCAAUAAAUAUUACAUUCAAAAUAUGUAAUUUUUUCUUCUAUUAUUGGGAAGUUUAUAUCAACUAAA